Molecule: messenger RNA, 2316 nt
Organism: Paramecium pentaurelia
Lineage: Eukaryota; Ciliophora; Oligohymenophorea; Peniculida; Parameciidae
Source: the annotation of a GenBank genome assembly
AUGAAGUACUCAAUACAGAGCAAAUACAUACUAUACAAAGAUCAAUUAAUAAGUGGAUAUGUGUGCAUUGAGGGUGAGUACAUCAAACAUAUAUUACUUGAACCUAAUGAAUUAUUAAAUCAAUACCCUAUAAAGUAUGUGUAUGAAAAUCAAGUGCUUAUGGCAGCAGCCAUUGAUACUAAUGUAUCAUUAAGUAUGUGGAAUCAUAUUGAAGAAUUUACUAAGUAUGAAGUUUAUUCUAAUAGAUUGGCAAUUGUAGGAGGCACAUCUUUAAUAGUUAACAAACCAUACUAACUGAAUUUAGAGAUGGAUCCGAAUGAAACGUACCAAUCACAAGUCUAAUAGAUGCUAUCCAAAUCACAAACUGAUUUUAUUUAAAUGGCUAAAAUUCUAUAAAAAGAGGAUGUACACACUCAAGUCCUAUAUUUGUAUAGAUCGAUUUACUAAUGAAGUUAGGAGCAUUUUGUUUCGAUUGUCAUUUACUACCUUCCUAUUCUGGAACAUAUUUUAAAGAUAUCCAAGAAUUACAAUCAGUUUUAUAACAAUUGCCUUCUUAAGCCUGUCUAUUUUUACAUACUUAAAAAACUGUUGAUAAAGAUCUAGGUAUUACAUCACCUUUCAGAAGUAAACCAUUUGCUGAACGAUUAAAUAUUACUUAAUUAGAUUUAGUUGAUGCAGAUGGAGUAUCAGGAUCAUGUAUUAGUGAUGAUGAAAAUAUCUAAAAUGAUGAUCCUAAAUAUUUAUAAUAAAUGGAUUAUUUGAAUGAAAGUAAUUCUCCUAUUAAGGAAAUAGGUAUCUAUUCAAUAUAAAUAUAGUUAAAAAAUAUAAGAAUUCAGAUGAAAAGAAAAUUUCAGAAUUUGAAGAUUAAUAGGAUACUCCAUAGUCACCAAAACUAUAAUCUAAUAUAUAUAAAUUAAAAUCUAAAUAGAUUACUGAACAAUCAUAAAUAUCUUUAAUUAGUAGAGCAGAACUUAUAACUUAUAAAGAUGCUCCAAAAAUGGAAUAGAAUUAUAAAUUUCCUUAUGAUGAAUCCGAUAGUAUAUAAUCAUAAUAAUAAUAAUAAUAAUAAUAAUAAUAAUAAUAAUAAUUUCCAUAAUAUCAUUCAUAUAAGAUGGAAACUAAGCUUUCCACUCAAGAUUAAGAAUCUCCUUUAGGAUCAAAAAAAGAUUCAAAUUAAUAGGAUUCCAAUCAAAGACAUAGUCCUCAAAUGUCUAUACAAUCAUCAGAUAUAUCAUCACCAGAAAGUCUCUCUCUAAAAUCAGAAUGCAGACUAAGAUCAAGAGCAUAAACUACUUAAGGACUUUUAUAAAGAAGAUAAUCAAAGACUGGAUUUGCCUUAGUCUUACAUUAAGUUGAAGAUAAAUCAAAUGUAAAACAUGGAUCUGGAGAUAUGUUACUACUGAAUUUUUCAGAAUCAAGACCUCGAUAAAAUCAAAAUAAUAAUAAUAGAUUCAAUAGAGAUUAUUUAUGUUUUUUAGCAUUUCGACCUGCAACAUGGGAAAAAUUUGCCAUUUAAAAAGUGAAAAAGAUAAUUAAACAAUAAUUUAAUUGUAACAUAAUUCUUAAUGGAUUUUCUUCUUCUUUUUCUUUAGUGGAGAUAAAAGAACUUAUCAAUAACUAAAUAUUUAGUGAUAUUGGAUAUCCUUAUCUUUUAUUAGAUAGUGAUGAUAUAAAUGAUGGAGUAACUAAAUACAAAUCUGAUCCUCCAAUUCGAUAAAAAUACAAUAAACAAUUAUUAUAAAAAGGAAUAUCAUAAAAUAAUUGGAUUAGCAGUAUAUCAAGUUCACAUCUUUAUGUUAAUGGUUUAUAUAAAUUUGAAGAAUAAGGAGAUUUUCGAAAAGCUGUUAGUGGUUUAUGCAGUUUAGGAUGUACUUACUAAGCUUUAUGGACUUUAUUAUUUUGUAAAAAGGAUCAAGAUCCUAAUGUAAUUAAAUAAGUUUUCUAUAAUAAAGACACUAAUAAUUUAAAAUAUAAAAGAAUGGUGUCAAAACUUAAUUAAUUAUAAUAACUUGUAUCUUCAGGACCAGCUCAAUAUUUAAAUCUGAAAGAUAGAGGUAGUAUAGAAGUAGGAAAGAUUGCAGAUUUAGUUGUAUUUGAUCCUUUAAAGGCAUGGAAAUUAAAUUUCGAAAAAAUUAAUUAAAUAUUUACUUUUUCAAUUGAUAAACAUAUAUUUAAGAAUAAAUUAUUUUUAGGUUCAGUAGAUUAAGUAUUUAUUAGAGGUAUUUUAUAUUAUUUAUUUUAGGGGAAUUAAUUUUAAAUUAAGAAAAUCAAAUAAUUUCAAUUUAAAAUAGAAGAGGGAUUCAAAUAUUAAAAUGA